AUGUAUUUAUUUCCUUUCCUCUUCCUUUAAUUACUCCAAUUACCUCUCUGCAAAAUUCACAGAUCUUUGCUGCUCACUGGUUUCGCUCUUGCCUAGUCAAAUUCAGUUGUAGCUCAAAACCAAGGAGAAAGGAUGGCUGAGCAAUCUCCAAAACUGAACAGAAUAGGCCUUGCUGGCCUUGCUGUUAUGGGACAAAACUUGGCCCUCAACAUUGCUGAGAAAGGCUUUCCGAUUUCUGUCUACAAUCGGACUACAUCUAAAGUAGAUGAGACUACGGAGAGGGCGAAAGUGGAAGGAAAUCUCCCUGUGUUUGGCUUCCAUGAUCCGGAAUCAUUUGUCAAAUCGAUCCAAAAACCUCGUGUGAUCAUCAUGCUUGUCAAGGCCGGGGCUCCAGUUGAUCAAACCAUCAAGACGCUCUCCGCCUAUAUGGAGAAAGGGGAUUGCAUCAUUGAUGGUGGAAACGAGUGGUAUGAGAAUACUGAGAGGAGGGAGAAAGCUAUGGCCGAAUUAGGCCUUCUCUACCUUGGCAUGGGAGUUUCUGGUGGCGAAGAGGGUGCUCGGAACGGACCUUCAAUGAUGCCUGGAGGGUCGAUCGAAGCCUACAAAUACAUAGAGGACAUCGUUCUAAAGGUAGCAGCCCAAGUUCCCGACAGUGGUCCCUGUGUGACCUACAUCGGUAAAGGAGGAUCGGGAAACUUUGUCAAGAUGGUUCACAACGGAAUUGAAUAUGGUGACAUGCAGCUGAUUUCUGAGGCUUACGACGUGCUGAAAUCCGUUGGAAAGCUUUCAAACGAGGAGCUCAAAAACGUCUUCACGGAGUGGAACAAGGGCGAGCUUCAGAGCUUCUUGAUUGAGAUCACUGCCGACAUCUUUGGCAUCAAGGACGAUAAGGCAGAUGGUUACUUGGUCGACAAGGUGUUGGACAAGACAGGAAUGAAAGGCACUGGCAAAUGGACUGUUCAGCAAGCUGCAGAACUGUCGAUUGCAGCCCCCACGAUCGAAGCCUCUCUAGAUUCAAGAUUCAUGAGUGGUUUGAAGGAGGAGAGAACCGAAGCUGCCAAAGUUUUUAACUUCGGAGAGAUCAUAUCUCCCGAGAAGGUUGACAAGGAGAAGUUGAUCCACGAUGUUAGGCAAGCUCUAUACGCAUCCAAGAUAUGCAGCUACGCUCAGGGAAUGAAUCUCAUUCGUGCAAAGAGCAUCGAGAUGGGAUGGGGCUUGAAGCUGGGCGAGCUCGCUAGGAUCUGGAAGGGUGGAUGCAUCAUUCGCGCUAUCUUCUUGGAUCGCAUCAAACAGGCAUACGACAGGAAUGCUGAUCUCGCCAACCUACUCGUGGACCCUGAGUUCGCCAAGGAGAUCAUGGAGAGGCAGUCGGCCUGGAGAAGAGUCGUGACCCUUUCAAUCAACCACGGCAUCAGCACCCCCGGUAUGUCUGCUAGUCUUGCCUACUUCGACACUUACAGAAGGGCCAGACUUCCGGCUAAUCUGGUGCAGGCUCAACGUGACUAUUUUGGCGCACAUACGUACGAGAGGACGGAUAUCCCUGGAGCCUUCCAUACUGAAUGGUUCAAGCUUGCUAAGAAGAUCGAUAACUGAGGUUCGCCAUUUUACAUUUUCGAUGGAAUAAAGUCUCGGCGUAGCUCAUAAAUGACAUUUGGCAUUGGAUUCAAGAACAUUUGAAGCUUCUUUUUAUUUGAUAAACUCAAAAUUUAUGGUGCACAUUUGUGUUUUAUUAUUAUUUGUGUUUGGUUUUAGUAUUUUUGUGUUUCAGUUUGAUUUCUCUUAUAUACUUAAACAGCCUAAAUUGUUGAACAAUAAAUGAUUGAAAUGUUUGGCAUGA
Salvia hispanica is the source of this 1837-nucleotide messenger RNA. RefSeq names its product 6-phosphogluconate dehydrogenase, decarboxylating 2-like. NCBI's taxonomy places the organism in Eukaryota, Viridiplantae, Streptophyta, Magnoliopsida, Lamiales, Lamiaceae. Gene Ontology annotation, biological process: pentose-phosphate shunt. The record is from RefSeq and is a predicted model, not a curated record. Gene Ontology annotation, molecular function: NADP binding; phosphogluconate dehydrogenase (decarboxylating) activity.